Molecule: messenger RNA, 591 nt
Organism: Penicillium digitatum Pd1
Lineage: Eukaryota; Fungi; Ascomycota; Eurotiomycetes; Eurotiales; Aspergillaceae
Product: Fatty acid hydroxylase superfamily protein
Source: RefSeq, a predicted model, not a curated record
AUGAGGCUAUCCAUACUUUUCAUUGCACUCUUGACUUCGGUCUCAUCCGCGGCCACAACUGAGGACCCAGGUCCAUCUCCUACCGCUUCAAUCGGCUGCGAGCCACACGGAGACCAUUGGCACUGUGACGGCCCGGCCUCAGCAGUGGUCACCUCAGUUAUAUCAACAACAAGCGAGGUUGAAGUGAGCACCACCUCUGCAGAUGCUUCUCCCGCAGUUCCCAGUCCUACCGAGUCUAUUGGUUGUGAGCCGCACGGCGACCACUGGCACUGUGAUGGUCCAGCAUCAACAGAUGUCUCAGGUGCAUCCACGACAAGUGAGGUCGAAGUGAGCUCCACUGCGGAUGCUUCUCCUACAGCGCCCAGUCCUACCGAGUCCAUUGGCUGCGAGCCGCAUGGUGACCACUGGCACUGCGAUGGACCAGCCGAGACGGCUAGCGCCUCCGUCAGUGCUUCUACGAGUGCUUCAACAAGUGCCUCCGCGAGUGCCUCUACAAGUUCUGGAGAUGACACAAGUGGCGCCGGAUCAACUGGAGUGCAAAUUUCACUGCUUGUUGGAUUGUCACUUGUCGCUGCUGGUCUGAAUAUUUGA